CUUCCUCCUCUGAGGCGCGCGGGGCUAGCGGUUGUAUCCGGGUUGGCUGAUGGGUCGGAGUUGGGAGUCUCGCUCGCUGUCUCGUUCGUGUUCACGCUUGCGCUCCCCCGGCUCCAGAAGCCGCAGGCGGCGACGGAGCAAAAGCCGGAGCCGGAGCCGGAGCCGGAGCCGGAGUCGGAGUCGCGAUGGACGGCGGCGACGCGAGAACAGCGAGUGGAGAAAGAGGCGGCGACGACGGAGCCGGAAGCGGAGAGCGGGAUCAGAUUCUGAGGAAGAGCGACAUAGGAGGAAAUCAAAGAAAUAUCAGACCUCUGAAAGGAACCAGAGAGGCCCAAGAAAGCCACAGCCCCAAUCUCGGGAGCCUUCCCAGUCAGAUUCUGGAAGUGAGCCACGGAGGGGCCACAGGAGCAGACACAGGAGGAGGCGUCAUGAUUCUAGAUCGUCCACCUCCUCAGCAUCUUCUAUAUCCCCUCCACCGCCCCGCUCUCAGAGCCCUCAAGAGGCCCUGGACAAGAAAUUGAGCCUCCAGGAGCGACGGAGGCUGAAGGAAGAGAAAAAGCAGCAGGAAGAGUUGAUGAAGGCCUUUGAGACACCAGAGGAGAAACGGGCCCGGAGACUGGCAAAGAAGGAGGCCAAAGAACGGAAAAAGAGAGAAAAAAUGGGCUGGGGUGAAGAGUAUAUGGGCUACACCAAUACUGAUAACCCCUUUGGAGACAAUAACCUGCUAGGAACAUUCAUAUGGAACAAGGCACUAGAGAAGAAGGGGAUCAGCCACCUGGAAGAGAAGGAGCUGAAGGAGAGAAACAAGAGAAUCCAGGAGGACAAUCGACUAGAAUUGCAGAAGGUGAAGCAGCUGCGCUUGGAGCGAGAGAGGGAGAAAGCCAUGCGGGAACAAGAGCUGGAGAUGCUGCAGAGGGAGAAGGAGGCGGAGCACUUCAAAACGUGGGAGGAACAGGAAGACAACUUCCACCUUCAGCAGGCCAAACUUCGUUCUAAAAUCCGCAUAAGGGAUGGACGUGCCAAGCCCAUCGACCUCCUAGCCAAGUAUAUCAGUGCAGAGGACGAUGACCUGGCUGUGGAGAUGCACGAGCCCUACACCUUCCUCAAUGGCCUCACAGUGUCAGACAUGGAAGACCUUCUGGAGGACAUACAGGUAUACAUGGAAUUGGAACAGGGCAAGAAUGUAGAUUUCUGGAGGGAUAUGACCAUCAUUACAGAGGAUGAGAUCUCCAAACUUCGCAAGCUUGAGGCAUCUGGAAAGGGGCCAGGAGAACGUCGAGAAGGAGUAAAUGCCUCUGUUAGUUCUGAUGUGCAGUCGGUAUUCAAAGGAAAGACCUACAAUCAACUCCAGGUGAUCUUCCAGGGCAUCGAGGGCAAGAUCCGGGCAGGGGGGCCCAACCUGGAUAUUGGCUACUGGGAGAGCCUGUUGCAGCAGCUCAAGGCGCACAUGGCCAGAGCCAGGCUCCGUGAGCGUCAUCAGGAUGUACUCCGGCAGAAACUGUACAAGCUCAAACAGGAGCAAGGCGUUGAGAGUGAACCGCUGUUCCCCAUCCUCAAGAAGGAGCCAUCAUCUCCUAGCGAAAGGUCAGAGCCUGAAGAACGGGAUCAGGCCCAACCAGGGCCUUCCACCUCAGGUGCCUCAGAGGAGCCAGAAGCGGAAGGAGAGGCCAGAGCCGAGGGCAAGGGGGAAGGGGAAGGCGAGGGCGAGGGGGAAGCUGUGCUAAUGGAGGAAGACUUGAUCCAGCAGAGCCUGGAUGACUAUGAUGCUGGCAAGUACAGCCCCAGGCUGCUCACUACCCAUGAGCUGCCCUUUGAUGCCCAUGUGGUGGAGUCAGAAGAGGAUCUUCAGCGCCUGUUGCUUUCUCGGCAACAGCUGCAGGUCACAGGAGAUGCCAGUGAGAGUGCAGAAGACAUCUUCUUCCGUCGGGCCAAGGAGGGCAUGGGGGCAGACGAGGCCCAGUUCAGUGUGGAAAUGCCCCUCACAGGCAAGGCAUAUCUGUGGGCGGACAAAUACCGGCCUCGAAAGCCUCGCUUCUUCAACCGUGUCCACACCGGCUUUGAAUGGAACAAGUACAAUCAGACCCACUACGACUUUGACAACCCCCCACCGAAGAUCGUGCAAGGCUACAAGUUUAACAUCUUUUACCCAGACCUGAUAGACAAGCGUUCCACACCGGAGUACUUCCUGGAGGCAUGCCAGGACAACAAGGACUUUGCUAUCCUGCGCUUCCACGCCGGACCCCCCUACGAGGACAUUGCCUUCAAGAUUGUCAACCGGGAGUGGGAGUAUUCGCAUCGACAUGGCUUCCGCUGUCAGUUUGCCAAUGGCAUCUUCCAGCUCUGGUUCCACUUUAAGCGUUACCGCUACCGGCGAUAGGGUUUGCUGUCCCCAAGCUGUGGUCUCUGAGAGAGGCCAGAGACAGACGGAUAGAUGGGCACAGCCUCCUUGGGGAUCCUCCCUGCAGAGUUGCCCCUUCAUGGCUGUUCUUCAGCCUCUUUUUGUUCCGAGGGUGGGGCGCAGGGGUGUAUGUUCUUUGCCCUGUGCUGCUUCCUUUUUGAAAUCCUCCUUUGUACCUAAGCCUGAUAUCAAAGUUUCUGCAGGACUACUUUCAGCUAAAUAAAAGCACUUUUGGAGUAAAGAUUCCAUGUGUUCCCUGUCCCCAGCACGUGUCAGAAUUUUGGUCUGCUGCACACAGGCUGCUGGUCACUCCCCUGCCACUAGGUGGCAGCUUCACUUCCCAGAUGGCUACAUCUGCUCCAUCAACACAGUUUUACUGAAGACCGUUUUUCUUCCCAGGCCUUUGCUGGCCUGAACUACGGGGGCUGCGGGGAAAGGGGAACACGUGAAAUGGCAGAGCAGGAAGGAUUUUAAGACACAGCGUCAGUGCUAAAAGAAAUCUCAGGCAAAACAGUGCCAGUGCCGGAAGAGAGCUCAGAGAGGACUUAAGCUUGGUCCACAGAUCCCCAAGGAGUCCCUGGAUAGAUUUCUGGGGGUCCAUGAGUUUGGAUGGGUUAGGGGGAAGUGUGACAUCUUUGUUUUCACUGACCUCUAACGGAAACUUAGUGUUUCCUUCAGUUAUUUAAAAACACCGUUCUGAGAAGGGUCCACAGGCUUCCCCAGAUCACCCAAGGAGCUGACACAAAAAAGUUAAGAAUCCGGGCCUAGAAGAUGUUCGGUCCAAUCUCCUUAUUUGACAGAUGGGGAAACUGAGGGGGCCCAAAUCAAACUGGUGUUGGAACAAGGACGAGAACCGAUAUUUCCAUUUCCCAGUCUUGUUCUUUUCACUGUGCCGUGCUUCUCCGUUUUUGUGGACCUUCGGAUCUAGUUACAGAACACAGGUGACACUGAAUAGCAAAAGACAUUUUAUCGUUUGGAUUUUAAGAGAGUUUGGGGAAAGCUUCCUGUAGAAGGUGGGAUUUUAGUUGAGCCUUAAAGGAAGCCGGAGAGAUCAGUAGUCAGAGGAAGGGGAGUGUUCCAGGCACAGGAGCCAGAAAAUGCCACGAGCCAAGAGAUGUUCUUGUUCUUGGAACAGCCAGGAAGCCAUCGUCCCUGGAUUGAAGAGUACGUAGUAGGGAGUAGGGUAGAAGAAAAGUGGAAAGGCAGGAGAGGACUGGGUUAUAAAGGGCUUUGAAUGUCAGAUAGAGCACAUACCUGGCAAAGGUUAUGGCUGUUGCAGAGAUGUCCUGGCUUCCCAAGUAGUGCUGGUCAUCUGGAAGUUUUGUUGCAGCUUGUACCACUUCUCGGGGAAGUAAGAGCUUCCGUUUACUCUGUACUGUGGUUUAGGAUGUUGUUUAAUUCCUUCCAGGCUUAUAAGGAGCCCCUUAACUUUGAUGAAUCAGGAUUUCUGGAGUGAAGCUCUGCCCACCCCAUCUAGACCAUUCAUCAUCAUCAUUAUCAUCAUAUUUAUUUAUUUUCAGACUGAAUCUCCCUAUCUAAGCCAGGCUGGAAGUGUAGCAGCCGCUCACAGACCCAGCACUAUUGGUAGUCACAGGAGAGUUGACCAUCAGUUCCAUUUCUGCCCUGGGCCAAUUCAGGCCCGAUCAGGUUAACUUGCACAGCUCAGAACAUCCAAGGUCAGCUCCCAGCCACAGCCUUCCCAGUAGCAAGAAUUACAGGCAUAUGCCAUCACACCCAGCAACUGCUCAUUUUAUGGACUUCAACCUUUACUAGAGACCUAAUCCUUGUAAGUAGGCCCAAGGGAGACCCUCGAUAAGUUGAUUAAGUGAGUGUCAGCUGACCUUGAGUCAUCAGCCAGGCUGACCAGGGACAACUGCUCUGAUUCUCUAGGGGAGGCAGGGUCUAGGUCAAUCUAAGGUUGGACUUUAAUUAGGCCAAUUUCCAGAGGGAGGCUUCUCUAAGGAAAAGUCAGCCGGGGUCCAGCUUUCAACUUUGUUAUCCCAUUCUGCUAUUUAUACCCAUCACUGAUGGAAAGUUUUGUCUUUAAUUGAAAAUCCAAGCUUGGCGGAAAGAACUAUCUUUAACUGAAACAUUUCUUAUACUUUAGGUUUUUUUAAUUUUUUAAAUUAAUUUUAUUAAUUGUCAUGUAAUUAAUUUUUUUUUUACUUUUUCCCCAC
Phascolarctos cinereus (koala) is the source of this 4575-nucleotide messenger RNA. It is a transcript of the gene CACTIN, whose product is annotated as cactin, spliceosome C complex subunit. Lineage: Eukaryota; Metazoa; Chordata; Mammalia; Diprotodontia; Phascolarctidae. The record is from RefSeq and is a predicted model, not a curated record. Gene Ontology annotation, molecular function: protein binding. Gene Ontology annotation, biological process: mRNA cis splicing, via spliceosome; negative regulation of innate immune response. Gene Ontology annotation, cellular component: cytoplasm; spliceosomal complex.